UGUUAAGCAUAUCACCAGUCAGGGGUCCAAAGUAACAUCUUGUCUGUCAGGGGUGGAUAAAUGAUGUAAAGUGGACCGUUGAAUUAAAUCUUUGUUUUCACAAUGAAUUCUAUAACAAGUGCUGUGGUUAUUCUUGUGGCUGUUUACGGUCUAUGUAGCUGCGAUCAGACAAAUGUUGGAUGUGAUCCGGGUUGGUAUGCCACAGACACACAAUGCUAUUUUGUUGAACAAACGAAAUCAGUUACAAGAUCCCAGGCUGCUGUAGAUUGCGGGAACAAACAGGCAGACUUAUUUAAAUUUCAGGAUCCUGGUGAACUGACUUUUAUGCAAAAUACAAUUAAAGGAUUUAGUGGUGACGGUUUUUGGACGGAUUUAUCCGAUCUUAGAUUUGAUGGGUCAUUAACUGGCACUGGCAUAUGGCAAUGGGGGCAGUAUUUUCAGGUUGAUAACUCUACAAUUCCAUGGGAAGGUUAUCCAACAGCUGAGCCAUCUGAAUCAUGUGGAGCUAUGAAUGUUCAGGGAAAGUUUGUUAAUCUGGGAUGCAGCAGACGACUGGGUUACAUCUGUGAAAUAGACAACACUGCAGAUACUGGGUGUCCAGAAAAUUGGAUGCUUACCGACGACAACGGUUGCUUCUUCUUCAGUGACACAACAAAUGGAACUCAACUUUUGUCUUUUGUGGAUGCUCAGCGGGCAUGCGCAGCUAUGCCUGUUCCAGUCGGAAUUACAACAGCUGCUCAUUUGAUGACAGUAGAUUCACCUGAUGACGUAAACUAUUUACAAAAUCAGAUUCCUUACCUGACUCAAACAACAGUGAUGUACUGGACAGGAUUACAACGCAAAGGGUCGUCAUGGCAAUGGGCUAACAAUGAUCAAUUUAUUUCGAAAAAUGUAGUGUGGGCAGUGGAGCCAGAUCAUUUAGCAGGCAAUGAACAUUGUGGUAUAAUUAGAACUGAUGGAAAGUUUGCAGACACAGAUUGUACGAAGAAUUAUAACUAUAUUUGUGUAAAAGGAACAACAAUGGUUGAUCCAACCUAUUAUUUUGGUUGUGGUGGAUGGAACCGAGCUGGUCAUAAAUGUUAUAUAUUUUACGACUCUCCAAAAACUACUUGGUCUGAUGCUAGAACAAGAUGCCAAAGUAUUGGUUCAGACCUUUUAAAAGUAGAAAGUAUGGAUGAAAAGAGAUGGUUGGAGUGGGAAAUGUCAAUGACAGACACCCAUCCUAAUCUGUACUGGACAGGGCUAAAUGACCAAUCACAAGAGGGUGUUUAUAAAUGGGCUGAUUCAACCACAGCUGACUCGUCACUCAUUCGCUGGAAUCAAGAACCAAACGACUGGUUGGGAAAUGAAGAUUGUGCUUCAUUGAUGUGGUCUGGUAACUAUAACGAUAUGGAUUGUUCUUCACAAACAGGAUUUAUAUGUGAAUAUGUCAACUUGUUUUAUAAUACUGCCACUGCAGGUCCCAUCUGUCCAACAGGUAAAGGUUGGAUAAAUAUGCCAAAUACUAAAGAGUGUUAUUACUUCAGUCCACUCAACCAAACUCUCUCUUGGUCAGAAGCCAACGACUAUUGUCACAAGCAGAAGAUAGUUUCUACGACUAUACCUACCACACUUCUGGCUGUAAACAGUGCCCCAGAAAGGGAUUUCAUAGUAUCACAGCUGGCAACAAUUACGAAGAAUCCACCUAAAGGAUAUUGGACAUCAUUGACCGACAUGAACCAAGAAGGCCAGUGGAUGUUUUAUGAUAACUUCAAUAAUCCACCUAAUAUGAACGUUAUAAAUUGGGGUGGUGAACCAAGUGAUGAUGGAACAAAGAAUCAGGAUUGUACAUUUGUGUUAUAUGGAGGAAGAUAUUUUGACGUAAAUUGUAAAGCUAAAUUUGGUUUUAUAUGCCAGAAAUACGCUACAGGGUUAGCUGCUGUUUAUGGUGGUGUAUCAUCCGUUAAAACAGACGUCAUCACCAUGGUAACAGUGUUGCUCGUGACAUUGUUUGUGAAACGUUGUUUUUGAAAUCUCCGUCUAUAAAGAUGAUGACAAUGUGACUAUUUUUUCGUAUUGUGAAAAUGUGUAGAAUGUUAUGAGACCUGCCCUGUCUGGUAGAAUCUUGUGCGUUUUAGAUAAUAUAAACAUUAUGGCACAAUCAAUUUUGGCAAUACAAGAUACAUGCCUACCAAUACCGAACUCAUCUUAUAUAUAUAUAUGCAAAACAAAUAUUCAUUAAGAGAAUAAUCAUUUUUAACGUAUAAUUUUGUAGUCAAUAACAAGUUAUUAUCAGAAUCAUACCAUCAAUUGAUGUUGUAUAGACUAUACUUUCGUAUUAUGUUUAUUAUAAAAUCUUUAUAUAGUUUUAAUAUUUUUAUCAAAUUGUAGCCAGUAGGAGAAAUGAUUUUUUUCUUUUUAAUAAGCUAAUAUUGUAAGCGACAAUUCAAAAGAUUUUUACAACUAUACUUGAGUUUAUCCCCAAAAAAUAACGACAAAUGUACUUUCAAAUAAUUUUAUUAUACAUUUAUAUAUUUUUACAACAACACAUUAUUUAAUUAUCAUAUAUUACGUACAUGCAAUAUUAUGUGUGGAAUUGUUACAUGUGUAUUAGCAGACUUGGUCUAUGUGCGCUCUUAACAGAAAUUGUCUCUACAUCAUAUCAUCAUUUUGUUAUUAAAUUAUUGACAUCA
Molecule: messenger RNA, 2672 nt
Organism: Mytilus trossulus (common blue mussel)
Lineage: Eukaryota; Metazoa; Mollusca; Bivalvia; Mytilida; Mytilidae
Product: macrophage mannose receptor 1-like
Exons: 14
Coding region: 103-2010 (635 amino acids)
Molecular function (GO): signaling receptor activity
Source: RefSeq, a predicted model, not a curated record